AUGGUUGCCUUCAAGGUUCUCGUCGCUGCCGCGCUCGCCUGCGUUGUUGUUGCCCACGAUACUCCCCAUGACACCGCUUGUGUCGCCCCAGUCACCGUGACUGUCACCGAGACCGUGUGCGGCGCGCCUGGUGUGCCUGUCCACACUCCUCCCGCGGCUCCCUCCUACGAGGCGCCUCCACCAGCUCCUCCGGUCACUUCGGUCGAGUCUACGGCGACUGCUCCUCUGAGCGGCCCUCCGGUCGAGACCGCCACCGUCAUCCCACCUGCUCCCCCUGCGGAGACUGGUGUCCCGUCUGUUGGUGUCCCUCCUGUUGGUGUCCCUCCUGCUGUCCCCUCUUCCGGUGUGGUCCCUUCUUCUGGCGUGGCUCCCUCGUCCGGCAUCGAGACCUCCACUGCGUCGGCUCCUGGUACGACUACGGCUCCCUCCUCCACGGCUGCCGUUACUCGUCCCUCCUCAUCAACUAGCACUCCGGCGGAAGUCUCGACUGCUGGUGCUGUCCUGCCCACUCCAUACCUUGGUCUGGGCUCGCUGAUCGCUGCUGGUGCUGCAGCAAUGGCCUUCAUCGCCUAG
Messenger RNA from Macroventuria anomochaeta, 573 nucleotides. RefSeq lists its product as uncharacterized. NCBI's taxonomy places the organism in Eukaryota, Fungi, Ascomycota, Dothideomycetes, Pleosporales, Didymellaceae. The record is from RefSeq and is a predicted model, not a curated record. The transcript has 2 exons. Bases 1 to 573 code for a protein of 190 amino acids.